AUGGCCCAGGUAAAGGUAGUAGGAGACACAGUGAGGAGCCACCAGGACUGUGCAGAUGUUUACUCUGACAUGGCUACUGUCAGCUCCAGUGCAGAUAUUGGGGAUUCAGUGGGGAAGGGGCCAUUGUGUGAGACCUCCAUGGCAGUUGGUCUUGGCCGGCGGAGCAGAGUCUACCCCUCUCCAGCCAGGAGACGCCACCGCACCACCUUCAGCCACAAGCAGCUGGAACAGCUGGAAGUGGCCUUUGGGCAAAACCAAUAUCCUGACAUCUACUACAGAGAGGAGCUGGCCCGCAUCACCAAGCUCAAUGAGGCUCGCAUACAGGUGUGGUUUCAGAACAGAAGAGCCAAACAGCGGAAGCAGGAGCGGGCCGCACAGAAAGUGCUCCCAGUAGGUGUGAUGCCAGGCCACAGGGCUCUGCUGGGUGGCAUGCGCGUCCAACCAUCCAUGGCUCGGCAAUACUACACCCAGCCCCUGGCACACAUUCCCCACCUCUCCCCCAUGCUGCCCUCUGGAGUGUACCCCCGCCACCCAGGCCCGGUCAGCCAAUGCCCCUGCCCCAGUGCCCCGCCACAGCCGGCCUCCCAGCGCCAGCAUGAAGACUGGUACAGCCCACUGAGGGGAAACCUGACCUCACCCAUGUUCUCACUGGCCCCUAUGCAGCCCCUGGACCCCACGUCUCACUGGAACUAAGAAGUAACCAGGGAAAUAUAUCUAAUAUUUUGAAAUAAAUUAGAAUAUAAAUGUUUUUUUAAAUAUCUACUUUGCUGUGGAAAAUCGAGGGAUCAUGCAUGCCAUAUUUUCAUCUAUAUCUUGUUCUUCACUUUCACAGUGAGUUUGCUAUUUCACCCCUGCAUUUACCUAAAAAGUCUGUAGAUUCAAAUUUGCAACUUUGUUGUAACAAAUCUGCAUCUGCUGUAACCUCUAAAGUACCACUGAAAUACUUCAUAGUUUGACAUAAAAUUCCUAACUCAAGGUCCCCUUACUAGAUUUCGUCUGGAGCUUUCAGACAAAUUUUGUGACCUUCAUCAGCAGAGUUUUACACCCAGUAACAUAAAUACUUCUAAAAUCUGGCAGUUUGUUACUUAUUUUACUUUAUUUCAAAUGAAGCU
Molecule: messenger RNA, 1112 nt
Organism: Thunnus maccoyii (southern bluefin tuna)
Lineage: Eukaryota; Metazoa; Chordata; Actinopteri; Scombriformes; Scombridae
Gene: prop1
Product: PROP paired-like homeobox 1
Exons: 3
Coding region: 1-693 (230 amino acids)
Biological process (GO): regulation of transcription by RNA polymerase II
Molecular function (GO): RNA polymerase II transcription regulatory region sequence-specific DNA binding; DNA-binding transcription factor activity, RNA polymerase II-specific
Source: RefSeq, a predicted model, not a curated record